Molecule: messenger RNA, 354 nt
Organism: Pelodiscus sinensis (Chinese soft-shelled turtle)
Lineage: Eukaryota; Metazoa; Chordata; Testudines; Trionychidae
Source: RefSeq, a predicted model, not a curated record
UGAACCCUGGCCACCCCGCAGGUGGAGAAGAAGCUGGAGAGAUGCCAGAAGGAUGCCGAGGAGGUGACUCAGAUCAUGCUGGACAACUACUCCAAGGUGCUGGACCGCGAGGUCAAGCUGAGCGACCUGGACAACCGGGCGGACGAGCUCCGCGUCAUGAGCUCCACCUUCAGCAAGACGACCAAGGUGGUGGCGCAGAAGCAGCGCUGGGCGAACCGGAAAUGGAAGCUCAUCCUGGCAGGGGGGGCCCGGGGAGCGGUGCUGGUGAUCGUCCUGGUGCUGGCUGUGAUGCUGGCGCCGGGCGGGGCCGGGACUCAGGCAGCCGAGAGCCGAGCCGCCGCCGCCACCACGCCG